Molecule: messenger RNA, 3830 nt
Organism: Fundulus heteroclitus (mummichog)
Lineage: Eukaryota; Metazoa; Chordata; Actinopteri; Cyprinodontiformes; Fundulidae
Gene: il4i1
Product: interleukin 4 induced 1
Exons: 8
Coding region: 340-1995 (551 amino acids)
Biological process (GO): amino acid catabolic process
Molecular function (GO): polyamine oxidase activity; L-amino-acid oxidase activity
Source: RefSeq, a predicted model, not a curated record
AACUGUGUUAAAGGAAAAUGUGGCUGUAAGCUGAGCCUGAGCAUUUUUUUUUUUUUUUGGAUACUUCCGAAUGAGCACUUUCAGGUCAGAUCCUGAGAUGAGGGAAGAUGGAGGAAAUGAGGUGUGCUGAUGGCUGGUAUACCCUCACUAAUCUGAUUUGUUCAGUGUGGUUGACUCUCGAGCCGGUGUGGGAAAAUAGUUCUGGAAGACCUGAGGUUCCAUCAUAAAAAUGACCUGGUGGGCAGAGUGGCAUGUCCCGUGCUCCCCAGGUUUUCCACUCAGCCUCACAGUUCUGAUACUUUAGCCUCACUGGCGACUCGGGGUCAUUUCUGCUCAGUCAUGCCUAGGUCUGCAACAACUUACAAUACAUUCCCUUUAACCGAGGUUUCUGUUUCCUCUCUUAGCAUCCGGAACCACAGCAGAAGCACACGGUCCAGUCUGUGGGGCUCUCUUCUCCAGAUCAUGCCUCACAUGGCACUGUGCAAGUUUGCUCCGCUGGUUCUGGUGGGAGUUGUGGUUUUUGCAGCAAGCAGAAUCACGGGAGACCCUCUCUAUGAGUGCCUCCAAGACACUGACUACAGCGAGCUCCUGGACAUCGUGAUGAAAGGUCUCCCUGCGGCCGGGACGCCUCGGCACGUGGCAGUCAUCGGCGGGGGCAUGGCUGGACUGACUGCUGCCAAGGUCUUAGAAGAUGCAGGACAUAAGGUGACCAUAAUAGAAGCCAGUGAGCGUGUCGGAGGACGGGUAGAGACCUUUAGGAACAGAAGAGAAGGCUGGUAUGCUGAAGUGGGAGCCAUGAGGAUCCCAAGCUUCCAUAAGAUUCUGCUUUCCUUUAUCUCCAAAUUAAAAAUUCCUCUGAAUCACUUCAUCCAAGACGACUUCAACACCUACUACUUGGUAAACGGAAGGCUGCACAAAACCUAUGCUGUGGAGAAUAACCCCAGUGUGCUCAACUACAGCCUGGAUGAGAGGGAGAAGGGGAAAUCAGCUGCUGAACUCUUCAGUCAGACACUCUGGAAGGUGAGGGAUGACCUUAAGGCACUUGGCUGCAGUGCCAUGUUGACCAAAUAUGACUCCUAUACAGUGAAGGAAUACUUGGUGAAGGAGGGCAACCUGAGCCGCGGUGCUUUGAGGAUGAUCGGCGACAUCCUCAAUGAAAACAGCCUCUUCUACACGUCCUUGAUAGAGAUGCUGUACAUACAGGCGGACAUCAAUGACAACACAGAGUACUUUGAAGUGACAGACGGUUUUGACCACCUCCCUACAGCUUUCUACCAAGUGCUAAACGCCACCAUCCUGCUGAACUCCAAGGUGAAGCUCGUCGACCAAACAGGCGGGGCCAAUGUGACUGUGACAUACGAGGACAGGCGCGACGCUGGUUCUCUGUCAAACGUGACCGUGGACUACGCGCUCGUCACGGCUACAGCCAAGGCCACCCUCUUCAUUGACUUCCACCCCCCGCUGUCCGGCGAUAAGAUGGAGGCCCUGCGCUCCGUUCAUUAUGCCAGCUCCACAAAGGUGGUGCUCAGCUUCAAGGAACGCUUCUGGGAGCAAGAGGGCAUCAGAGGAGGGAAAAGCAUCACCGACCGGCCCUCCCGCUUCAUCUACUACCCCAGCCACAGUUUCCCAGGCACCACUGCAGGGGCCCUCCUGGCCUCCUACACCUGCUCUGAUGACUCCACGCUCUUCCAGGGGAUGAGUGAGGAGGAUCUGAUGGCUGUAGCUCUGGAAGACUUGGUGAAAAUCCAUGGGGAGUACAUCCGACCGCUGUAUACAGGGGGGCUGGUGAAGAAGUGGGGCCUGGACCCUCACAGUCUGGGAGCCUUUGCCCUGUUCACUCCGUACCAGCAGGGACACUACGCCCGAGAACUGUUCCAGAGGGAUGGACGGGUGCACUUUGCUGGGGAGCACACAGCAUUUCCUCAUGGGUGGAUUGAAACGGCUAUGAAGUCGGCUCUCAGAGCAGCUAAGAACAUCAACAGCUUGACUCUCUAGCUUCAUGCCUGUUAAGGGUUUUCUUUUACAAGCUCGCCUUUUUAAAAUGUGUCCGAUAUCUUGAGCCCCGGUCCGCUCUCCAACCUGAUGUAAUGUCUGUUUUAUUGUGAUCUAGAGAUUGUUGUUGGUCUUAGUAUUAAUGGUUUGACAUUUCUCCACUUGUACAAGCCAAGCAUUUGAUUCAUUCACUCAAAAUCAGUGGUGGUUCCUGCAUGAAUGGAUUUCCUACCAAGCCCCUCCUUCUUUCGCCCUUCAACACCCAUUUCCCUUUCCCAGCUGAAUGUAGUUAAAAAAUAACUCCCAGUCAGUCUAGCUAAAGGAAAAGAAGACAUCUCAGGAUAAUUUCACGUAGAUGCCUCUCCCUAUGUGAUCUGUGGGUGACAGCAUACACACUGUUAUCCUCCUAUUUUAUAACCAACAAGCAGGGGGUGCCUUCUCAAUGCUCAGGCGCCAACUCCCUAUCGGCUGUAUCCAAAAAAGCUAUAAAGAUCUGUUCUUGGUGCAGCUGACAGAGCAGUUCUAAUUUUAAUAUGGUGCUCAUCAACCCCCUUUCUAAUGCCACCCUGGGCAACUACCCAUAUCAAAAAAGGCCGCUGAUCAAAAUGAAUUAAUUGAACUGUCAUGUCUAGUCAAUUUUAAGCAUUUUAAUCAACAUAAUUGUAGCGUUAGUUAAUAACAAUUUUAGCUCAACUUGGAAUAUUUGCGAAGCAGGGAACAUUAUUAUAAAUUUCCAUUUAUUGAAAUGUACUUAUUAUGAACAUUUUUAAUCAGUAUUUGGCUCAUUUCAGCCACUUCGUACUUCAGUAAUUAUGGCUUUUUUCCCCUCUAAACUGUACUUUAUUUCAGUAACUUUAAAUGAACAUUUCUAAAUUCAAACAAGGUUCUCAGGACAAACUCACAUCUUCAACAGUUUUCAUAAAUAGAUCCCCAGUGAACAGUAGUUAAGGAAUCAUGGUCAUCAUCUGUGACUCUUCUUUGCCAGCACUACACUAUGAAUUCUGUGUUGACUGACCUGAAUAACUGACACCAAGUCAUUCCCCUAUGUUAAUGUAGCAAAUAAAUGCAUUACUUAACCUAGUUUUGAAGCAGCGGUAAAGUGCACUCAUCAUAGAUACAGGUUUCAUAUUCCAAAUGGUUUCAAUUAUUUAACUCGUUCUUUUUCUGUGAUUGACAAAGUGCAACAAGCAACUCCAGUGAGCUUGUAAAUAAAGACAUUUAGAUUGUGAAUCUAAAUGUCUCCAUGUCCGGAAACCAACCAAUUUAAAUAGUUUGUGUUCAAAAAUGAAGCCAGAGCUGUGCUCCAAAAUGUGUUUGUUCUGUCUGCAACCUUACAAGGGCCAAUUUUUCUACUGUUAGUUUGAACUUGUGUGGAUUGAACAUGUAACCCUUUAAAUAGAAACAGUGACUGGUUACAAGCCUGAAGACAUCUGUAAUAUUAAUCAGAUGACACGCCUCAGUUUUACAUGUCCAUACGGUCAAAUAUCCCCAAUCUCUUCUAGGGGUGCAGUCGUUUAAUCCAGGCCUGUUUCAUUAGAUUAUUUUUUUAAGGAUUCUGUUGAACCACAAUUCAAAAGCAAUGUCUUAUUUUCAUUUGUUCAUUUUCAGUAAAUGUUAUUUAUUUUUACUUUUGUCAGUUUCAAGUUAUUUCAGUGACGAUUGUGGAAUUUUCUUUGAUUAACAGAGGGGUGCCAACAGUUUUGUCCAUGACUGUGUGCCAAGUUUAUAAAUCUUUAGCAAUAACCUUGUUGGCACCAUGUACUAUUUUAUGUCAGACAUGUUUUGUAUUUCAGUUCUUUUGGUUGAUACAAUAUUAAAACCCAGACACGUCUUUGUAA